AUGAUCUGCUCCUCCUGCCGCGCCUCCUUGCGCCAGACGCGCAUCUUCGAUCGACCUCCCUCGGCUCUGCGAUCCUUCUCCCGAACCAGCCUCGCCGUCCCAUUCGCUUCCUCUAGAGGCCUCACGAUACCCGAGUCCCAAAGGCAGCAAUGUCGACUUCUUCGAACCCCAAGACGGCGGCCAGCUUCCUUGGCUCGACUCUUCUCGGCCUCCGUCUCAUCCGCUCGACUCUUCUCGGCCUCCGUCUCCUCAGCCUCUUCGGCCUCGUCCAACGCCUCCUCCUCUCAAGGCAACCCUGCUCGGCAAGAAUCUGGAGAGAGGCAAAAGGAGGAGGAGGAAGUGGAAUACAUGUCGCCCGCCGAGGCCUCCAUCGCCGCCCUCCUCGCCGACAAGCUCGCCCCGACCUCCCAUCUCCUCGUACAGGACGUCUCCGGCGGUUGCGGCAGCAUGUACGCCAUCCAGGUCGCCUCCCCUCGAUUUCGCGGCCAGUCCCUGCUCAAGCAGCAGCGCAUGGUCAACGCUGCUCUAGGCGACCUCGUCAAGAGCUGGCACGGCGUCCAGAUCCGCACCAUCGUCCCCGACGAGUGA
Molecule: messenger RNA, 588 nt
Organism: Drechmeria coniospora
Lineage: Eukaryota; Fungi; Ascomycota; Sordariomycetes; Hypocreales; Ophiocordycipitaceae
Exons: 1
Coding region: 1-588 (195 amino acids)
Source: RefSeq, a predicted model, not a curated record